AUGAACAUGUUGUCCCGGCAAAAGGACGACAUAAAGAAGAAAUUUAAAAGAAAGGGAUCAGAGAUAUCGAGGCGAGCAGAGAGAUCUGAGUCUGCCGCCCUACGCCGGUGGUUGUUCCUUCCGUCCGUAGCUUCUAUUCUGCAGAGCGAGGUCCUCAACUGGUCUUCCUCCAGUGAUCCACGAUAUUGGGGCUCGGAGAAUCUUCCAACUGCCUUCGUCGUAGAAACAAAAUUUGGAGUCUCCGAUAAUGACAGACAUAUAAAGGUAUAUCCGCUGGUGGACUAG
Linum trigynum is the source of this 285-nucleotide messenger RNA. NCBI's taxonomy places the organism in Eukaryota, Viridiplantae, Streptophyta, Magnoliopsida, Malpighiales, Linaceae. The record is from the annotation of a GenBank genome assembly.